UGCAUGGCUAUAGCAAGCGGCACUGGGUAGUUUGAUUAAUUGUCUCAUAAUGGUUAUCCUGGGGUAGCCUCGCGGCGACGGGUAGCGCUUCUCAUCUGAUUGAUUUGAACCACCCGUAGUUUUUGGUAGAUUGCUUUUCUGUAGUCAAUGUUGAUUUUGAUUUGUAUCACAAACUGGAUUUGGUGCUGGAGUACUAGCAACGUUGAAGGAUUAAAAAAAAUCAUACUUAAAACUUAUCUGAAUAAUGGGAAGGCGUUAAAUGGACACAAAGUUAUGGAAUGAAAGGGAGGAGGGGCGCCGUGUCCGUUUGGGAAGUUGCAGAUAACAGUGCCUUACCACUCCCACGCAUAGCGCCCGGAUAAGGUCCAGGCUCCAGCAUACCGCUUUAUCCGAGGGGAUACAACGCUAUGGUCUGCUGUGCGACAGGACCAUGCGAGCCGGCAGCGGUGGUCUGCGCCGCCUUCUCCCGCGGCUCUGCCUGCUGAUCAUACCACUGCUCCUGCUACUGCAGAUUUUGGUAGGAGUGAUAUUGCCUGGGACUCACCGCGACGACUCCUCCCAGGAGUUCGCUUUCACCAUCAUUAGCAUCGAGAGCGGCCGGAGUGUGUCUCUACCGGACGGCAGUGUCAAGUCCCGGAACGCCGAGAACUCGGGCCCCGAGCUCUGGGACGAGGAGGAGGGGCCCCGAGGGGCGUCCGGUCCACACGGGUAUGAAAUCCGGAACGAAGAAACCCCACGGCAGGAGGGCGCCAGGCAGCAGCUGGCGCUAUGGCCCUGGGCAGCCAGCAGGCCCUCUCUCACGGCAGAGGUGGAAAGGUUUGUUACCUAUAUCACCACGCCGCAAGUGCAGUGUUCUCAGGUGCUCCUUCCAGGCGAGUCCCAGGCUGUGACCCUGACCAGCUCAUGGGCCUUGUGUGCAGAUGGCUGGAAGCUGCCACUGGAUCAGCCGCGGUCCUGCGUCUCCUACUCCUUCAGCAUGGACCAGAAGGACAGAGCCUUUGUGGAAAAGAUGCUGUGGGCGGGUUGUGAGGUGCACCAGUUUGACCCAAGCCCAAGGAGGGAGUCUGCUUCAGGCCGGGUUCAGCAGCACCGCAUCUGGAUUGACUGGCGGGGGCCCCGAGGAGGGGUGCAGAACAGACCUGGAAAUGGCUUACCCAGGAGGCUUAGUGCCAUCAUGGACACCCUGGGACACAGAGAGGUUCAUUUUCUCAACGCGGACCUGGAGAGCGCAGAAUGGCGUGUCCUGGAGAGCUGGGCUCUCGACGGCACCCUGGGUAGGAUCCAGCAGCUGCUUCUGACAGUGCACCUGCAGUGGGCUGGCUUCGAGGUGGCCGGCAGUGACACCGAGGUGGUGCGCUUCUGGUACAGUGCCAUCCGUGGGCUUGACGUGGCAGGUUUCAGCCUGCUGCACAGCGCCGCGGGCACUGGGAACACCAUCCUGCGGCACCCGCUGCCAAAGGUCCACAGCACGUACACGCUCACCUGGGUCAAAACUGAGGGGGUGCUCGGGAGUGACUGAGUCACAUAACUAUAGAAGCACCCACCAACUAAGUCAAAAGGAUAAACUUUCCCAGAAAGAGCUAAGCUAGAUUCUUUUUACUGUGGAAGGAUGACCUUUAAUCUUUUUUUUUUCUUGUAAUUAAACCAGAAAGAAGUUUU
This is a messenger RNA of Brienomyrus brachyistius, 1659 nucleotides long. Its product is annotated as probable methyltransferase-like protein 24. The record is from RefSeq and is a predicted model, not a curated record. NCBI's taxonomy places the organism in Eukaryota, Metazoa, Chordata, Actinopteri, Osteoglossiformes, Mormyridae. The transcript is spliced from 6 exons. Bases 431 to 1519 code for a protein of 362 amino acids.